Messenger RNA from Diabrotica virgifera virgifera (western corn rootworm), 2074 nucleotides. RefSeq names its product luciferin 4-monooxygenase-like. NCBI's taxonomy places the organism in Eukaryota, Metazoa, Arthropoda, Insecta, Coleoptera, Chrysomelidae. Gene Ontology annotation, molecular function: long-chain fatty acid-CoA ligase activity. The record is from RefSeq and is a predicted model, not a curated record. Gene Ontology annotation, biological process: fatty-acyl-CoA biosynthetic process; long-chain fatty acid metabolic process. The transcript has 8 exons. Bases 136 to 1836 code for a protein of 566 amino acids.
UAUAAAAUUAAAAAACGACAAAUUUAUUUAAAACGUGCCCAUCAAAGCUUUUACACAAUUUUUUCGUUACAUCAAUGUCAUACACUUGUCAAUUAACUUUCUAAAUUAAUUUAAAUAACAGUUUAAAUUUUCAGCAUGAGUCGAAGAACAACUAUUUCUUCUGACAUUCCCAUGUUCUCAGAAGGUCUAUUGCACAGCAUUACAUCAUCUUAUACGAAAAAUUUGAAAAUGGGCAUUAGUUCCAUCAAUAGCAUUCAUCGAGCAAUAUCAAUGUCCAGAGUGUAUGGAGGACUUGGCCUUUUGUACUACGACAGACUAGAAAGCGAUUUGGAUAAAAUACUUCAGGUAGAUAUUAACACAACUAGAACCGAGACCAGAGGUACGGUCAAAGAAAGAAGUAUCAAACUGGCAUUAGAAAUGAGUGCUAGAGGAAUUAAGGAAAAAGACAUUAUUGUCAUUUGUAGUCAAAAUAAUGUCGAUGAAACAAUAGUAAUCUUGGCGUCAUUAUUUCUGGGUGCUAUAGUAGCACCACUUGAUCCGGAAGCAAGUUAUAAAGAAAAGGAAUUACUUAUCAAAAAAUUAAAGCCGAAAAUGUGCUUUGUGGAUUCACGAACUCUAACGUAUGUUCAACGAAUACUACAUAACAAUAAAUUGCGUGGAACUGCCAUUAACUUUAGUGUAGAGAGCAGUGGUAUAUCGGAGUUCAGUAAACUGCUUAACCACAAAGAAGACGAAAAAUUCCGACCAGUAAAUAUUGCAGAUCCUAAACGAACAGUUGCUUUCAUAUUACCAACACAAGGAACAACAGAUUUUCCAAAACUAGUUUGCGUUUCCCAUGAUAAUAUUCGGUUGCAGUGUUUAAUUUUCAUUGAAAUAUUUCCAGAUCUCAUUAACGUUUUAUCCUUUUUUCCUCUUUCUUGGUAUUUUCAUCUUGUAAUAAUUUGUGUGUGCUUAGAAUUUGUAGUGACUCUGAUUAUUCCACGGCCAUUCAACGAAAGGCAUGGCUGUAAAAUUAUUCAAGAUUUUAAUGUUGAAUGUAUUAUUAUUGGCACUGACUACGCUAUACGUCUAUUUCAUGGUUCAGCUGCUAAGGAUUUUAAUUUGAAUUGCUUGAAAUCAGUUUUGAUUGGCCUCAACAGUACAUUAAAGCACGAUAUGUUUUCACUAAAGCAAUCCAUGCCAAAGGUAAUGUUCGUAUCCAGCUAUUUUCUCGUAGAAACUGGGUGCAUAGCUGCAACAAAGACCAUAGACUACAAUUCGAUUAUUGCAGAAAGACCAAUGACUGUUGGAUCGGUAACUUUAAACUGCAAAGUUAAGAUAAUUGAUGUAAAGACUAAAGAAAUAUGUCCUCCAAGAAAGUACGGAGAAAUAUAUUAUACAGGAGACGGGCUUAUGCUCGGUUAUUUUAAAGAUCCAGAGAAAACAUUACAAUCAAGAGAAAAGGGAUAUUUCAGAACUGGAGACAUAGGUAUGUUUGACGAACUUGGCUGGUUAUACGUUUUGGGAAGAUUUGAAGAUAUGAUUGAAUUUGAUGAAUGGUCUUUGAGUCCCAUGGACAUUGAAGAAGUGAUCUUGCGACAUCCUGCCGUAAAAGAUGCAGUUGUUGUUGGAAACGCUAAAGAAGUUGUCGCACUGGUAAAAAAAUAUCCUGAUGCGAAAUUUGAGGAGUCCGACUUAACACGCUUUGGAUUGAAACAGUAUACUUCAGUUAAGAGUCCCGGUUCUGAGAAUCUGAGAAUCCUGGAGAGGUACAACCGCAUAUUGGUGAAUCAUUACCGUCAAAAUAUUGGCCAUCAAGAAUUAUCUUACAGGAUCACUUUCCCCGCACAACUGUAGGUUCGGUCAGAAGAAAAAAAAUAAGGGAAGAUCUUCUACAAGUUACUGUGCGUUAUAGUAGCAGCAUGUCAGUCGUAAGCGAACUUGCAACAAUAACUAAAAAAUAAUCAAAUUUUUAUUUCUUAUAUAUUAUAUUGGCAAUGAUAUAGUUUUGUGUAUAUUUCCAUUUUUGAAAAUAAUAUUGUUUGUAUCGGAUUAAUCCAAAUGAUUGUCACGAAAAUUACAUUUUAUAAUUAUU